AUGACCUUGUUAGCCUCGAACAAUAAUUUCACGGGAAAUAUUCCCGCUUUCAUAUGCAGAUGGCGUAAUCUUAGCACUCUUGAUUUAUCGAAAAACAACUUCAUUGGUUCAAUCCCUCGUUGUCUGGGAAUUAAUCUCAAGUAUACUCUUAGAGAUCUAAACCUUCGUCAAAAUCGUCUUCAAGGACGUCUUCCAGAGAAUAUAUUUGGAAGAUUAAGAACACUUGACGUCGGUCAUAACCAACUGACGGGAAAACUUCCAAGAUCUUUGAUACGGUUCUCUAGUCUUGAAGUUUUGAACGUGGAAAGCAACAUGAUCAAUGAUACGUUUCCCUUCUGGCUGCGUUCUCUACCAGAGCUAAAAAUUCUUGUAUUACGCUCCAAUGCCUUCCAUGGACUGAUGCAUCAAACUUCGUUCCCUAAGUUGCAAAUCAUCGACAUAUCGCACAACCACUUCAAUGGAGCUUUGCCAUCAGACUACUUUGUGAAGUGGAUUGCUAUGUCAUCACUUGGGACGGUAUCUGAUCAGCCGGACGAAAUGUACAUGGGAUAUUACUAUUACCAAGAUUCAAUGGUGUUGAUGAAUAAAGGUUUAGAGGUGGAGCUUGUACGUAUCCUAAAAAUUUUCAGAGCACUUGACUUUUCAGGAAACAAAUUUGAAGGAGAGAUCCCAAGGUCCAUAGGUCAAUUGAAAGAGCUUCAUGUGCUCAACUUUUCGAACAAUGCUUUCACUGGCCACAUCCCUUCAUCUCUAGGAAACCUGACAGCUCUUGAGUCACUCGAUGUUUCCCAAAACCAGCUUUCAGGAGAAAUUCCUCAAGAGCUAGGGAGCCUCUCAUUCCUUUCAUACAUGAACUUCUCUCAUAACCAGCUUUCUGGUCUAGUACCUGGAGGCACCCAGUUUCGAAGGCAGAACUGCACUUCAUUUGAGGGUAACAUGGGACUUUCUGGCCCUUCUCUUGACGAAAUUUGCAGAGAUAUUCACGCGUCAACACCACAUGAAACGCCGGAAUCAGAGGAGGAAGAAGAAGAAGAGGAAGAGGUGUUGACUUGGAUAACAGCUGUAAAGGGAGUCAUACCUGGUAUUGCCUUUGGAUGGGUGAUUGGAUACAUACUUGUUUACUACAAACCAGAGUGGUUCAUGAACCAUUUUGUCCAAAGCAGCGAAGAUGCAGCAGCAACACAACUCAUUAAAGAGGUCUUUGAUAACUUACCUGAAGAAUCUGAAAGAAGAAAUCCAAAGCAACCACCAUGUCCAAAUCUGGAUUAGUGAAGAUUUGGGUUAUUGUUUCUGGUAUAGCUUGGUGUGUGUUGUCCUCUCUGUUUUUACGUUUUUAGCAAACUUCUUUGUUUCUCUGUAAUUUAACAUCAAUUGCUUAGACGUGACCAGAGCAACAAACAGACGAUCCAGAUUAACACUAUAAGCACCACAUGAGUUCAGAAAAGGAUAUACAUACUAUACGU
Brassica napus (rape) is the source of this 1463-nucleotide messenger RNA. RefSeq names its product receptor-like protein 43. Gene Ontology annotation, molecular function: protein binding. NCBI's taxonomy places the organism in Eukaryota, Viridiplantae, Streptophyta, Magnoliopsida, Brassicales, Brassicaceae. The record is from RefSeq and is a predicted model, not a curated record. Bases 1 to 1269 code for a protein of 422 amino acids. The transcript has 2 exons.